AAGUAGAAAAAAAACUAGAGUGAACUGAUCUGAGGAGAAAGAUGUUCUCCGCUCUUAAGGCACGUUUGCUGAGGGGCUCCAAAGUGAUGGAAGCCUACUGGCAGGCUCACAGGUCAAUCAUCCACCACAAGCCACCUAAAGACAAGAUUGGACCAAUGCAGUCUGUGUUCACCAUAUGCGUGUUUGCUGUGACUCUGCUGGCCCCAGCUGGAUGGAUUUUGCACCAUAUCCCAGACUACCGUCAGAGAGCAUCUGCACAACACCACAACCACGGAGGUCCUUGCACUUAGGUCCAAGAAUUUGGACAAAGGCAGAGUUUUUACGAUUCAUCCUGACACAAAUAAAACAAAAAAUACAAAUAAAAUAAUACGGAUUUAAAGCUUUCA
Molecule: messenger RNA, 386 nt
Organism: Syngnathoides biaculeatus (alligator pipefish)
Lineage: Eukaryota; Metazoa; Chordata; Actinopteri; Syngnathiformes; Syngnathidae
Product: COX8 domain-containing protein
Exons: 2
Coding region: 42-290 (82 amino acids)
Biological process (GO): mitochondrial electron transport, cytochrome c to oxygen
Cellular component (GO): mitochondrion
Source: RefSeq, a predicted model, not a curated record